GCACACGCUGCUCACCCAUUCUGUUCAGCGAGGGCUAUCACAUAAAACACAGACACUCAGAGGAGAAGACCAGAGACGGAGAGUGGCUGAAUCCCCCCCAAGCUUCCAGCACUUUUUGAGAUAAUGGAUGCCUCCCGACUUCUCAUCCUCAUCUUUGUGGUGAUGUCAACAUUUGAAUGUUCAGGGUCAGAUACAGCAAAGCUCCAGUGUGAGGACAAUAAUGAGACCAUAUACCUGGUUGAAGGAGAAGCAUUAUAUUUUGUCCAUGACGCUCCGGCUAGGAGAAUCUUAUCAAGCCAAGUGUUAAAAUGGUACAAAAACAACUCCAGGAUUGAAUAUAUCUCGUAUGACGAGAAAGAGAGGAUACAUCUCCAUGGUGGAGUGAUAUUCUUCUUAAAUGUUGUCCCCGGGGACUCUGGCCUCUACACUGCCCGGCAUGAACGCCGAAACAGAAAGUGCAACAACUACAAUGUAGAAGUUAAGGUCUUUGAAGCGAGUGAACGAGAGAACCACAAACUCCUGUACGGAAAAAUCGAGAACUCCAACCAGAACAAGAAUCUCAAAUGUCCAGGUCCUGCCAGAGAAACAUGUAUCAAGUUUGGAGGAAACUUCACCUGGUACAAGGACUACAGUCUGCUUCAAGGUCACCAUAAAGACAACAUGUGGGUUCUAAAUUCCAGCAAACAAGAUGAGGGCGUCUAUACUUGCAUUUGUACUUGGAGGCACAAUGACAGGCUGUACAACACGUCAGGCUCACGGUGGCUAAAUGUGUUAGAUCCAGAGUCUUACCCUCAUGUAGAAAUCCUCUCUCCUUUAAACAAGGAGCAGUUUGCAGAUGAAAGCUUGGUGCUCAAGUUGAACUGCACAGUUGAAUGUGGAAGGAAUGUCAAAGAUGAUUGUACAGCUCGCUGGUAUGUUAAUGGAGACCAAGUCAACCAGAUGGCCGGAUACAAUCAAACCAUCAAACAAAUCAUGGCGAUGCCUUCAAAGACCACCAUCACCACUGCGAUCCUGACCAUUAAAAAAGUGUCAGCAAAGGAUUUUCGGGCUGAAUUCAACUGCAGCGGCAUAGGUUCUUACACAGCCAAAUCAGCCACUUUAACGCUGAAGCGGAGAGCGUCAAUCACUUCGUUGGUCAUUAGAGCCGUGUGUGGGCUGCUCGUGUGUGUGUUUGCUGCUGUGCUGGUGAAGUGCUUUGCUGUCGACCUCGCACUCUUGUUCAGACCCUGCUUCCACCUGAGGAGUCACGAGAAAGAUGCGAGGAUGUACGAUGCUUACGUGGUCUACCAGAUGCAGAAGAUGGACAAGGUCACAGAGUACACACUCUGUCAGUUCAUCACACAGGUCCUACCCUCCGUCCUGGAGGAAAAGUGUGGAUAUCGACUCUUCAUCCAAGGGAGGGAUGACAUACCUGGAGAAGACCGCAUGGAGCUGGUGGAGAGCAACAUGAAGCAGAGCAGGAGGCUGAUGGUGAUCCUAACCCCAGGUUCAGGAUCAGGCUCUGAAAUGACUGAUCAACAUCCCGACUCGCUCCGUGAUUCAGUGAUAGGAGGGUUUGACUGGCAGGUUGGGCUCCACCAUGCUCUGGUGCAGAGGGAGAUGAGUGUGAUUCUGAUCCAGCUGGGAGACACUGGGCCACAGGGAUACACACACCUCCCCAUUGGCCUGCAGCAUUUGAUUCGAAAAAGCGCCCCCAUCAGGUGGCCAGAUGUUUCGCGGAAUGCUGCUGCGCGUAACUCACGCUUCUGGAAGAGAGUUCGAUACCUGAUGCCGGCCACACCUGCUAAGAGGUGUCCACAGUCUGCUUUCAUUUGAGAUAAAGAAGAGUUGUCUGGUGUUUUUACAGGAUCUCACUGCUCACUUUUUAUUUUAGGAGACUCAUCUAUGUGCUGCUGUUUGUGUUUAUUGUGCUUUUUCUGGGGAAUUUUGCAAUAUUCUCUGCUCUCUCCUAAUGACUUGAAGUUGCCCAGGUACUCUGAGUCCUUCUAUGUUUUGUUGUGAACUUUUAUCGUAAAAAGUUAUGAAUGUCCUAGGGGCAGCAUCUGACAGAGGCUACAUAUCCCAUUCCUUAUUGUUCAAGUAUUAAACCAAUAUGGUGUGUUUAAAUACAGAGUAUGUAGUUCUGUACAAUUUUAUUAUUCUAAAGAAAAAGGGUGAGAAGUUUUAAGAAAAUACUUUUAUAUGUUUUGAAUACAACAAAUUAUUUUAUUUCAUAGUCAAGAAAUUGUUUCUUGUGCUUUGUCCUUUUUGUCUUGCUAACAUGACCAUUUGUUUUGGUUAGAUAAAUAUAAUAUUAAUAUAGAGUAUUUUUUUUAAAUGAAAAUAUAUAUCUUUUACAGGGUUUUCUUCUACUAUUGGAUUGACCUUUUGACCUUAUAGUAAAUAUUUGUUGAUUUUUUACUUUUGUUGCAGUUAUUUACCUGAGCAUUUAAUUCCUUAAAAUAUGUCAUGUAUUAGAGAUAUUGUGCGCUGGAUAAAAAAAUACAGAAGCGCACAUUCAUUUUUAUAUUCAGAUAUUAUA
Messenger RNA from Platichthys flesus (European flounder), 2521 nucleotides. It is a transcript of the gene il1rl1, whose product is annotated as interleukin 1 receptor-like 1. Lineage: Eukaryota; Metazoa; Chordata; Actinopteri; Pleuronectiformes; Pleuronectidae. Bases 124 to 1815 code for a protein of 563 amino acids. The record is from RefSeq and is a predicted model, not a curated record. The transcript has 12 exons. Gene Ontology annotation, biological process: signal transduction.